AUAGCCCCCCGGCCGAAUGCCGGCAGCUCCCGAAGGCGAAGGGGGCAGGAUGAACUGAGCGGCCCUGCCUCCCGCCCACCCUGCUCCGAAACCACUCCCCGACAAGAAAGUCACCAGGGGGUGGGGAGAUGGUGACAGCUUCAGGAAGCCGUCGCCGGUGCCGGCAGAUACCGCGGGGCAGUAUUCCCCCUGGGUGGCAGCUGCCCGACGUUUCCGACACUCCGCAGCCAACACCGCCGCCGGCAACCAUGGGCUCCCCGCACCGCCCGCUGCUCGCCCACGUCUUCAGGGGGACCUUCGUGCACUCCACCUCCUCCUCGCCCAUGGAGAUCCUCCACGGACACCUGCUGGGGGUGGACGAGAGAGGGACGAUUGUCUUUUUGGAAGAAACUCAUCAACAAGAGCAACUGGCUAAGAAGUGGGGAUUCAAACCAUCUGACAUAAGAGAACUGAGUAAUCAUGAAUUCAUCAUGCCAGGAAUGGUUGAUACACACAUUCAUGCUCCUCAGUAUUCAUUUACUGGUACAAGAGUGGAUCUACCUCUUUUGCAGUGGUUGACUAAAUAUACAUUCCCAACAGAAGCCAAGUUCAAAGACAGUGAUUUUGCAGAAGAAGUAUACACCAGAGUUGUGAGAAGAACUCUAAAGAAUGGCACAACGACAGCUUGCUACUUUGCAACAAUUCACACAGAUGCGUCUCUUCUUCUUGCUGAAAUCGUAGAUAAAUUUGGUCAACGAGCCUUUGUUGGAAAAGUCUGCAUGGAUCUGAAUGACACUGUGCCAGAAUACAAAGAAAUGACUUCUGACUCUGUCCAAGAGACAGAAAGGUUCGUUAGAGAACUACUGGAAAAAAGGUAUGCAAGGGUACAGCCUAUCAUAACCCCCCGCUUUGGCCCUUCCUGUACAGAGGAUUUGCUGUGUGCUCUUGGUGAUUUAGCACAGGCUCGCGAUCUGCACGUGCAGAGUCACAUAAGUGAGAAUGAAGAAGAACUCAAAAUUGUGGAGGAAUUGUUUCCUGACUGCCAGAACUACACUGAAUUGUAUGAUAAAAACAAGCUGCUUACCAGCAAGACAGUGAUGGCUCAUGCCUGUUACCUUUCUGAAGAAGAGCUGAAGCUUUUCAGUCUUCGUGGAGCUGCAAUUUCACAUUGCCCCAAUUCUAAUUUUUCGUUAAGCAGUGGUGUCUUAAAUGUGCAAAAGGUCCUGAAACACCAUGUGAAGCUUGGGCUUGGCACAGAUGUUGCUGGGGGAUAUUCAGCUUCCAUGCUUGAUGCCAUCAGGAAGACAAUGAUAGCAGCUAAUACUCUGCAGAUUAAUAAAGUGAAUGAGACAGGACUUACUAUUGCAGAAGCUUUUCAACUUGCCACUCUAGGGGGAAGCCAAGUCCUAGGACUAGAUGAUGUGAUUGGAAACUUUGAAGUCGGCAAAGAAUUUGAUGCGCUGCUAAUCAACACCAAGGCUUCUGACAGCCCUUUCGACAUGUUCUCUACUGACAAAUUUGAGGACACUCUCCAGAAGUUCCUGUAUCUAGGUGAUGAUCGGAAUAUCUCUGAAGUGUAUGUGGCUGGAAAACAAGUGGUUCCUUUCUCAAGUUCAGUAUAAAUCCACUUCCUUUUUGCAAAAUACUCCACUAAUCAUUCUGCAUCUGAUUUGGAAACAAUUGAUUGAACACAGUGCCUAAUUAUCAGGAAUAACACCUCAUUUUUGUUUAACGUUUUAAAACUUGCAAUGUUAGAAAUUUGUUAGACCUUUCAAGAGUUACUUUACCAAAAAUUUCACAGUUCGAAAGAAAUGGAUAUUUAAAUUAAUCAGUAAAAAUAGCAUGUAUGCAUUGAUAAGAGAUUUGGUAAAUAUCUUCACUACAGAGGACACCUACUGUUCUUUUUGGUACUGGUGUAGGAAGCAUUACAAAGAGCAAUGAGACUCUCAUUGUCUAUAAUGCACCUGAUUUUAAAAAAAGCCAGUGCUAGUGAUUUGAUUUUCCACAUAAUGUGUAUAAUGGAAAAAUGCAGUCUCCAUAUUAACACAAAGUAUGGAAAAAUCAGUGAUAUUUGGGGACAUUCUGAAUAUUUUUCUUUUCUUUUCAGGAGCUUUUUUUAAAGUAAUUAUUUCUUUUAAAGCGUUAUUUUUUAAAAGAGAAAUUAGGUCAGCUUCUUGCAGAACCUUCCCAACCUCAUUUACCUCAUCCCCACCUCACUGUUCAGACAGGAUGUUACUAUGUCUGUUCUCCUUUCUUUAAGGAAAGUGAGUGGGUUUAAAAUCCAAGAGAAAUAGGCUAUUUCUGGCCAUUAGCAUCUUCAGCUAAUGGCCAAAGGUGGAAAUUCCCACUGGAAAAAGCAGCCAAGCUUUUUCUGCCAUUUUGUGUCUCUCAAGGUGGCAACCAUAAUUCCAGCCCUGCACAAUUCCAGGUAAAAAAAUGUAAAUGUGCACUUUUUGGUUUUGGAAAUCUGUGUGACUUUCUUUUUUUUAUGUAUUUUAAAAAGUGUAUUUCACUGCAUUUUAUCAGAGAAUUCUCCUCCACUCCCAAGAUUACUUUGAGGAGGGGAUUGCUUCUUGUUUCUUUUUUAUGUUUUUGCAACACAGGGGAUAUAGGCUUUAAUUUUCAGUGUCAAUAGAGACAAUAUUGUAUUGAGUUACUAUAAACAUAUAUUGAAUAUGGGCUUAAGGCCCACUUCAAAAUCGUUUGAUUUCACUAAUGUUUGUUUCCCACUUUUAUCUUGCUGCCUGGUAAUAGAAAGGCACAAGACAUCCCUCUGCUCAAAACACAAGAGAGGUCACUGCAACAACCACAAUCUUAGUUCAUUUCCACUUCUGAGAGUGUUUGGCCAAACACCACUGAUAACUUUCUGAUUUAAAAAGCAUUUUCAAGGCCUUGUUUAUAGCUUUACUGGUGUCUAAUACCCAGACACUAACCACAUUUAGAAACAAACAAAAAAAAUCAGCUUUUUAAGCAUCUUGGAGCAGGAGCUGUGCCUGAAUAGUGCCAUGGGCUCCCUGCACAGCCUUGUAGUGCCCCAGUCUCGGAGGACUGAGGACCAAGACGGGUAACAUUAGAUUAAAUGCUGAGCUGCUUAGGAGUAAAAGAAAGAAGCCUUAAUUUGAAGUGAGAGAAAGCCAGUGGAGGACUUAAUUUAACAAAUAAAGUGGGAAGUACUUUCAACAGCUACAUCUUAAAUAGAAUUGAAUGGAGAAAGUUUGUAAUUACAGAAAAAAUAGUUGAAAUGGGGUGUUCUGUGGUAGUCCCAAGAGCUUGUUCAGUGGAAGAUGGCUUAGACACAGAAAUUUGAGUCUUAGGAGAUACAGAGGAUGCAGUAGCCAAACUUCUCUGAGGCAAAUUGUGAAAGGUCACUGAAGAUCCCUCUGUAAAGUUUUGGUCUCUUUGGGACCCUGGCUAUGUGUAGAGUGCCAAGAUAUUUGAUGCAGUAGGAGAGGAUGAAUAGAUGAAAGUGAUUACUGCUGAGACUCAUACCUCUACUCUGUAUGCAGCUUCAGACCACAUAUAAUCUAUUUCCUUCUGUAAAUGUCCCCAUUGCAUAUACAAGCUAAGUAGGUGGUUCAGACUCAUAAUGGCUCUUUUAGAGGCCUGAGUAUAUUUGUCAUGCAGCUGAGCCUCCAGUGCAGUUUCCUUAAAAAUAAACUUAAUCCUUGUGUACCAAAGCCAACCUGCAAACAGAACCAAAACUCAAUAUAGGAGGAUGACUGGGAAUUCACUUUGAAACACCACUACUGUCUCAAAACAAAAUUCUGAUGAAGGCUAGUACUUGGACUAUUCCCCCUCUGUCUUUAUUGUUACAGGAUUUAGUAGCUAGAGACAAAUUAAAGCAUCCUCCUUCCCUUUUCCUCCCACUUCCAAAAAAACCAAACCAAAACAAACCAAAAAAGUCUAAAAUUAGGCAACGCAACACUAAGGGGAUUGACACAGUGCUACUGACUUAAGAUAAAGCCUCUGGAAACAUGUACACACAACUGUUUCCAGAUGUCACUGCCGGAUUGUGAAUAGAAUCUUUGUUAUUCACGUGUCUUUGUUUAGCACACCAUUCAGACAAAGGGAAAAAUACGUAGUUUGCUGCAAUCUUGCUUGUUGGGGCAGUAUGCUUAAUGCAGUCUAAAUGCAGAUGAGCUGUUAGUUAUGAUAAAGUGAAUGUAUUGGACUAAAUGUUGUAUGUAGAUCUCAUUGUGCCACUUCAGGCUUUGAUUAUUAGUGAAAUGCUAGUAAGUAUUGCCUGUACUUUAUGCAGCAUUAUAUGAAUUGUUCAUGUAUGGCAAGUGGAGUUUUGCACUUUAAAAACGUUGCCUUGGCUUAAUGUUUAUAUAUUUAUUCUGUGAUUUUUGUGCAAUAAGAAAGCCUGAUAAGGGGAAAAAUGUGUAUUUGUUCACUGCACUGAACACUUUUGGUAUUGUAAGUGGACUUCCUUUUAGAAAAAAGUUACAUUAGAGUGACCCCAUUUAAAAGUCUGUCCCUGAUUAUUAUUGAGUAAUAAUGGAAAAUUAUGACUUUAUGAAAGCUGAUAUGAAUGGUAGUGUUUUAUUUAAACAUACUUACAGAAAAUUAUUUUUUAAUUGUGAUUAUGCAAUGAAGAUUAGCAAAAGGUAUUAAUUCUUGACAGUUUUACAGAGCAAAGGAGAAUAUAACUAUUCCUGAUUAUAUAUUUAAAAAGAAUUCUCUAGUCUUGGAAAAUAAUAAUAAAAAAAAUCCUAGUUUUAAAAGGAAAAUAUGUUAACAACAUUAUUAUUAACAACAAUAUAUUAACAGACAAGCUGUUUAGAAAUACUGCUUUGAGCAUUUCUAUGAAUGAUGCAUAAGAGUUGAUGAUGUGGCCAGCUUUUAAAAUAUUGGAUUUGUAUGCACAAAUGAUGCUGCCUUAUCUUUAGUCCUGUAUGUAGCAGUGGUUACCUGUUCUCUAAAAUGAUGGUCUAAAAGCAGAAGGUAUUUGAAUUAAAAAGCCAAGGGAUUUUGAAAAAUUUUAAAAAGAUCUGGAAAAAAAUUAAUUUGAGAGGUGGUUUCAAGAGUGGUAGCAGAACACUAUAUAAUGCAAAGUAGAAAGAAGCUAGAUCAGAGGAACUCAUCAAAACAAAAUGGUCUGUUAGUGAAGAUUUAGGUGAGAAAUGGUCAGGAAGGAAGAUACAUUUUCAGGCAAUGUUUUGUUAAAUCAGGGACAUUGUUCCUUCUGACAGUAACUGAGAGUCAACAACAGAGCAGAUUUCCAAAGCAGUCACUUACAUGCUCAAUAAUAAAAACCCAAUCAAGUGUAUCUAAUCAUAGUGUAAUUAUAUAACACUUUCCAACCUCUCAGCCUCUACUGCAAGAUUUAAAUCAAAAUUACCUGUAACAACUCCAGAAGAAGCCUAAUGCAGGAACACAUUAACCUCUAUCUUCACCUGCCCUGUGAAACUUUUGGCAUUGGCCAGGUCAGAGAAUGAACGGGUCUGGUUCCGGGGAAGAAUCUCUGUUUCUGCUUUCGUGUGCCCCAAAUAUCAUCCCCUGUCACUUAUCUUGUGUCACAGUGGGAUGACUAAGUCCAAAAUUGGAAGAUAAGUGUCUGGUGUCACCAGAGAAAAUGAAAAUAAGUGGUUUUAAAAAUCAGGUUGUUUUGAACCUAAGUAAAAAUCAGGUUGCUUUGAAGCUAAGUGCCUCACAGAAAGUGCAGCGUAUUUUAAAUUACACAAGCACAUACCUAACAGUGAAAUUCGAGGUUCAAGGAACUUUGGCCUAAAGCUGGAGGUCUUUUUAGGCCCUUUUACUGUGUGCACAACAACUCGUGCUUUGCUAAACAGAGAAGCCAGCAAAUGACAGCAGCAAGGCUCUCAGUACAAAAAACAGUAAUAGUGGCAGAAAACCAGUUCCUGGGAUGCCAAAAGGACAUCAGCAACAUAAAUAACAAUCUGUUGUGUAAAGUUAGCAGAACUGUUAGUUUUUCUCAAAAGUCUGAGCAAAGUUUUUGGAGAGCAGUUUCCUGGAAAUUUCAGUGGAAAUUCUUUCCUGGAAAAUGCCCUGACAGUGUCUGUGCUUCAGCCAGUGAGGUUCCUGGUAGCCUUUUUAGAGGCAGCCACUUCUGUAGCAGUGAACACAAUAGUCUUGCCUAGACUCACACUUUCUCCCCUGGUCAGGCCUCAGAAGUGUGUAUUCGCUUUAAUGCUGGCUUUGGACUGUGGUUUCUCAUAGAUCUGGUUUUAGUUUGAAAAGAACUAUGCUGAAUGAGUGGAGUUUGGAGAAGUGUAAAGCUAAAAGGCAAUCUUACACCCUCCUGCCUAGCACUUCAACUCAGUAGGUAUGUCACAUCAGGUAGACUUUACAAUGUUUGCACAGUUCUUGUGCUCUGUGAUUUGGCUAAAUGAUAUGUAUCAGUUGGCAGCAAUUAAACCCAUGCAAGACCAGGACAUAAACUGUGAACAGCUGACCAAAGCAUCAAAAUGUUUUACUUUGAUCUGCACUGAAGUCACUGAAGGACUAGCUUGUAGGUGCGUUUGGGUACACAAACUCCCUGGACAUAAUCCUUCAGUAGGAGGGACCUGUGUUAGUGACAACUGAAAGCUUUGAUCUCUGUGUCCUAUUUGGCCUUGCAGGACUGGGUUGUGUUUUCCCUUAGCAGCUUUUAAAAAGUGGUUGCACAUACUCCUGAACGCAGGAUAUUUGCAGCCCUUGCUUCAAGGUGAUCCUUCUUUUGCCAAAGGAGUAAGUGUUUCUGAGUCUGGUCCUGGUUUUGUGUGCUCACUGCCUGUUGUGCCUAGGCUCUGGUUCUUUCCUUUGUGAAAAAUGCCUAACUAGAGUUAAUGUUGUUGAUCUUAUCCUUCAUGUUGUACUGUAGUUUCAAGGAAGAGAAAUGUAUUAGGAAAAAUAGUUAAUAUGAUUUUGAUUUCCACUGUUCUGCUUCGUUUUCAUCAUGCUAAUAGGUAGUCAUGUACUGUUGAAACAAAAUAAAGAGGCCUUGUGUUUACUGCAA
Calypte anna (Anna's hummingbird) is the source of this 6940-nucleotide messenger RNA. It is a transcript of the gene GDA, whose product is annotated as guanine deaminase. The transcript has 14 exons. Gene Ontology annotation, molecular function: guanine deaminase activity; zinc ion binding. Gene Ontology annotation, biological process: guanine catabolic process. The record is from RefSeq and is a predicted model, not a curated record. Gene Ontology annotation, cellular component: cytosol. Lineage: Eukaryota; Metazoa; Chordata; Aves; Apodiformes; Trochilidae. Bases 129 to 1601 code for a protein of 490 amino acids.